UGAUGCACUCAAGAGAGUCUGGAGAAACAGAAGUCUGUUUUGUCUUGGUCAGAUGCUGGUCGUAAUCUUGGGCAAGCCAUUUAAUGUCAGGUUUGAGUCUCCUCGUCUCCUAAGUUGGAAUUUUAAAGUAGAUGCUCCCUGAAAUGGGUGCUCAGGUCACUUCUGGUUUUAAAGUCCUUGAGUCUAAGAUUGGGUCCUCAACCUUCUUAAGGUUGUUGGGAUUGAGCAGAUGUUUUCUGAGCACACAGUGUUUAAAGGGUGUACGAGGGUUUUGGAGGUAAGUAAGUGGAUAGUCCUAUGUGCUGAAAACCAUGACCUGGUGUGGAAUCAGGCUGACUUCUACCAUGGAAGUAUGCAUAUAGCUGGAUGUAAGGAUGGUUGGGGAAUGGGAAAUUGGCCAUUGUCUAAAAAGGUAACCAGUUUGAGGGAUUUGCCUGAUGGGUAGGUAGCAAGGCAGAAUGUAAAGGGCAGGAAAUGUCUAUGGAAAGACCCAGAAGCUUCAGAAGAGUCAGGGAGUUAUAUGUGGUCAGUACUUUUGAAAAUGCAGUCUGGUCGGGAGCUUUCUGUGCUGUGUUGAGAUUUUGUACUGCAGGUGUUUGGCAGAUAGGGAUUGUAAGCAGGCAAGUUACAUUAGGCUUGUAGGGUUUGGAGUUGUCCAUGGUAGCAAGCAGAGUGAUGAAUGGGGGAGCAUGGUCAGGUGUCAAAAUUAAGAGUGUUGAGCCAAGGGGAGACAGGAAGGGGUAAGUGGAAGUGCUGGGGUUUAUCAGGAUAUAUAGGCAGUGGUUUUCUGUUCAUGGCCAGUGUAUUCUAUGUCAGCAAACUCAGCAGAUGAGGAAACUUUCUCAUUGAAAUGCACAUAGGGAGAGAAUAGGCCAGAGCAGUCACUGGGUAGGUCAUCCCUUCCCCCUCUCCGUCAGAACACCUCCAUCAUGCCUCCUGCCAGUCCUCUUUCUUUUUUCCUGUGGGUCCUGUUGAUUGUAUUGUUUCUUCCACGGCUGCAUGUCAACAACAUUGAUGAUCAGCAGAACAUCAGUUCCUUACGCGCUGCACCAGCAGGAGAAUAUUUUAUAAUUAAAAAUUUUUGAAAAGUGCUGGAGUUAUCGAGGAAAAAUUCCACAACUGUCUCACUACUGCAUGAAGUGUUGAAAGUUUUUAAAGAACGCAGUUGAAUGUGUUGGUGAUAGAAAGAAGAUGGAAGUUUUCCAGGAACUUCGGAAACCAUCUGUACGUUUGGAGUGUGACCACUGCAGUUUCAGAGGCACCGAUUAUGAAAAUGUGCAGAUCCACAUGGGCACCAUCCACCCAGAAUUCUGUGAUGAAAUGGAUGCUGGGGGUUUAGGUAAGAUGAUAUUUUACCAGAAAAGCGCAAAGCUCUUUCACUGCCAUAAAUGCUUCUUCACCAGCAAAAUGUACUCCAAUGUGUACUAUCACAUCACAUCCAAACAUGCAGCCCCAGAAAAAUGGAAUGAUAAACUGAAAAGUCAGUUGAACAAAGAGACAGAUCCUUUGAGAAUGCCCCCUCUUCCCGAACACCAGAAAACACCCUCUAGUUCAGCAGAACUCCUGGAACCUGGGACUUCCCUCUCCAUAGAAACACAGAAACUAGGUCCAGUUCUGUCUCCAGAGUCCCCUGAACCUGAUCCUCUUGCUCCACUGGAGCUUCAGAAACCCGGCCCUGCUGUUCCUCCUGAGCAGGCAACAACUCCUCCUCCGGAGCCUUCGAAACCUGUUCCUGUUUCUUCUGAGCUUCCAAAAUCAGCACCUGUUGUGUCUGAGUUGCAGAAGCCUGUCCCUGUCCCCUCUCCAGAGCCACAGAAACCUGUCCCUAUGUCUCCUGAGCCAGUAAAGGCUGCUCUUGCUAACCCUAAGCCUCAGAAGCACUCUCACUUUGCAGACACAGGGGGACCACCUUCAGCCUCAUCUCCUGAGUCACCGGUUCUGGCUGCUUCCCCUGAGUCUUGGGGGCUGUCCCCAACUGCAUCUCCAGAAUCUCGGAAGCCCACCCGGACUGCCUCUCCAGAGCCAAAGAAGCCAUCCCCGUCAGAGUCUCCUGAACCUUGGAAGCCAUUUCCUGCUGUCUCCCCAGAGCCCCGGAGACCAGCCCCAGCUGUGUCGCCAGGUUCCUGGAAGCCAGGGCCACCUGGAUCCCCGAGGCCUUGGAAAUCCAGUCCGUCGGCAUCUUCAGGACCUUGGAAGCCAACCAAACCUGCUCCAUCUGUGUCUCCUGGACCCUGGAAACCAAUUCCUUCUGUAUCACCUGGACCUUGGAAACCAGCUCCAUCUGUGUCCCCUGCGUCCUGGAAGUCGUCUUCAGUCUCAUCUGGCUCCUGGAAAACUCCCCCUACAUCUCCAGAGUCGUGGAAGUCUGGACCACCAGAGCUCCGAAAGUCAUCCCCUGCCUUGUCACCUGAGCACUGGAAAGCAGUUCCCCCAGUGUCUCCUGAACUUCGCAGACCAGGCCCGCCACUCUCCCCAGAGAUCCGUAGCCCAGCAGGCUCUCCAGAGCUCAGGAAACCCUCAGGGUCACCAGACCUUUGGAAGCUUUCUUCUGACCAGCGGAAAACUUCUCCUGCUUCAUUUGAUUUUUCUGAGUCUCAAAAAAGUUCCCGUGGUGGUUCUCCUGAUCUCUGGAAGUCUUCCUUUGUCAUGGAACCUCAGAAACCUGCUGUCUUCCCUGAAACCCGGAAGCCAGGUCCUUCUGGGUCAUCUGAGUCCCCAAGAAUGACUUCGGAUAUCUGGAAGCCUGUCCUUUCUAUUGAUGCUGAGUCUCGAAAGUCUGCACUGUUUCCUGAGCCCACCAGAGCAGCCCCUCCUGCUUCUCCUGAGCCACGGAAACGUGUUCUUUUCCCAGAGUCCCGGAAGCAUGCCUUGUUCCCUGAACUGCCCAAGUCUGCUGUGUUCUCAGAGGCUCAGAAAGCAGCAGAGCUUGGUGAUGAGCUACAGAUAGAUGCCGCAGAGGACCAAAAAUGUGAUCUUUUGGUUCAGGAAGAGCUUCUGGCCACUCCCAAGAAACUCUUGGAAGAUGCCCUAUUUCCUUCCUCCAAGAAGCUCAAGAAGGAUAGCCAGGAGAGCUCAGAUGCUGAGCUGAGCAGCAGUGAGUACCUCAGAACAGACCUGGAUGCCAUAGACAUGAAGGGCCAGGAGUCCAGCAGUGAUCAAGAGCAGGUGGAUGUGGAAUCUAUUGAUUUUGGCAAAGAGAACAAAAUGGACAUGACAAGUCCAGAGCAAUCCAGAAAUGUGCUACAGUUCACUGAAGAAAAAGAAGCAUUUAUCUCAGAAGAGGAGAUUGCAAAAUACAUGAAGCGUGGGAAGGGGAAAUAUUAUUGCAAGAUCUGUUGCUGUCGUGCUAUGAAGAAAGGUGCUGUUUUGCAUCAUUUGGUUAAUAAGCACAAUGUCCACAGUCCUUACAAGUGCACAAUUUGUGGAAAGGCCUUUCUUCUGGAAUCUCUCCUUAAGAAUCAUGUGGCAGCUCAUGGGCAAAGUUUACUUAAAUGUCCACGUUGUAAUUUUGAAUCCAAUUUCCCGAGAGGCUUUAAGAAACACCUAACUCAUUGUCAAAGCAGGCAUAAUGAAGAGGCAAAUAAAAAGCUGAUGGAAGCUCUUGAGUCCUCCUUGGAGGAGCCACAGAUUUGAUUUUUGAGCACACUUGCUGUACAGUGCUGUCUGUGGAGACUGCAGCUUGUUACGUGGCCUGGUUGGGCCAGUAGAUGGUAAUGUGCAGCGUGUACCGUGUGUGAUUGUCUCACUAGUGUUGAAAGGUUAAGUACUUUUUUCUGCUGUUAUGUGGCUGUCUUGUAAAUCAACAAAUUUCUACUGUAUAUUUCAGAUGGUUAAAACUUCUCAUUUCUUUUAAAUAUAUUUAAAUAGUAACACAGAGAAGUAGGCAUUCUGUAUAGUAAAUGAACAAGUUCUGAACCCCUGUUAAAAUAUGUCUGUGUGUGUGUAAAACCCAGUUUCAGACAAUAGAGGUUAUUAGGUAUAGGGCUCGGGAGCAACUCAGUGGUAGAGCGCUUGCUUAGCAUGUGCCAGGCCCUGGGUUCAGUCCCCAGCACCCCACGAAAAAUUAUUAGGUGGAAUGUUCAAGAAUAGGCAUGAAAAGUAAACUUAAGAAAAAUUUUGUUUCCCUGAUGUAUUUUAAAAUCCUAAGAGUUAUUUUCUAUUUGAUCAUGUAAAAUUAUUUUAUAAAUCUUGAACAGUUUUUAGAUGCUCAUAAACUUUUAUGUCAUGGAAAGCUGAGUCUCAGGGUUGCUGAUUUUCUGCUGACAGGGAAAGUCAAGGAAGUCUUUGAAGUAAUCUGCAGCCUUCUACAGGGGCUGUGAGGAAGGCCUGGGGGGCUCUUCUCGUCCUCAGUCAACUGCAUCUGAGUCUUCCAUCUGCUGUCCUGCCCUCACUUUCCUGUCAGCCCACACUAACAAAUUAAUGGAUGAUCUCAGAUGAACUUUUUUCCCCCUCUUCUCUUCUGGGGUGCUGGUGAUGAAACCCAGGACCUCUUGCUAGGCCAGUGCUCUUUCUGCCACUGAGCCACACCCCAGCCCACAGCAGAUCCUUAACUGCCAAAUGUGUUAGUGUUCUGUACCUUGUACUGCUGGGCCUCGCUCCCCCUGUUGGGUUUAAGACCAGAGUAGUGGGUAGGAGUUGAAAGUCUUCCAGAUUCAUAGUAAGAGCUUUUGUAAAUGUUAAAGAAAUAUAUCGGUUUUGAAUUUCACAGUUAUGUUACUGUAAAUACCUUGUACCUGUUCAGGAUUAUUUUAUUCUAAGAUAUUUUGUCAAAUGUGUAUUAACCAAAUUAAAAAGACUUUCAUGUCA
Molecule: messenger RNA, 4806 nt
Organism: Marmota flaviventris (yellow-bellied marmot)
Lineage: Eukaryota; Metazoa; Chordata; Mammalia; Rodentia; Sciuridae
Gene: Champ1
Product: chromosome alignment maintaining phosphoprotein 1
Biological process (GO): protein localization to kinetochore; attachment of mitotic spindle microtubules to kinetochore; protein localization to microtubule
Cellular component (GO): nucleoplasm; spindle
Source: RefSeq, a predicted model, not a curated record